Seminavis robusta is the source of this 588-nucleotide messenger RNA. The record is from the annotation of a GenBank genome assembly. NCBI's taxonomy places the organism in Eukaryota, Bacillariophyta, Bacillariophyceae, Naviculales, Naviculaceae.
AUGGUGGCGUGUGCUGGAGCCACGGUUGAGAAUCUGUACGAUCAAAUUGAUUAUCUCAAUGCCAAGUAUCCUCGGGAACGAGCCACGCAUUGGCGCGGAUCUACGUUUCUCCUGACACUGGGAAUCAACGGUGCCAGCUUCAAUUGCGUUCAACAUUGGCUCACCACCUUGAAUCCACUGCAAGAUUGUUCCACCAACUCAGACAAUCUACUGGGAAAUUUGGACCAGGUUCAAGAAGAGUUGACGGCUGCUCUUACCUAUUUGGUUUCCGAGGCCAACGAAGCCACCAUUCGAGUUUUGGCGGAUUUCUUUGACAACGAAUACGUUGGCAAACUCAACGCAAUCUCACAGGAAGUGGUGCAAUCUAUCCAGGAGAAUCCUCCUCCCUUUCCACGAGACGAGGUUGAUAUGGAGUUUAUCGAUGUCAACGACUACUUGACCAUGGGCUCCUGUUCCAAUGCCAAAGACUAUCUCGACUUGUGGGGCUUUCAACUUGGAUUGCCUACGGUUCUAUCCGUUGGUGCCUACCAUCCGACUCCCAGGGGAUACGACAAGUACUACGAGGCAGUUCUGGACAAUUUGGGCUAG